AUGGCGAAUGAAAUGGGCCUUUCUGUACAGGAUUAUGAGCUAUCCAAAACUUUGGACAGUCUUCUAGCUGAAAACGAUGUCUCCAGACCCCUAACUGAUUUUAAGCCACAAAGUUACUUUACUCCGAAUUUUGCAGAUACACCACAUGUGGACCUCUUUGUCCAAAUCUCACUAAAUGAACUUGAAACGACAGUGAAUCAAGGAUCCACCACAAGCAAUCUAAGCUUUAUGGAACGUAAAGCCUUAAAAGAUCUACAACAACAGACUGAGAUUAUUAUAAAACCGGCUGAUAAAGGGGGCAACAUAGUCCUCAUGAAUCGGUCUGAGUAUGUGGCUAUGUGCAUGUCACACUUGGAUGACUCCACACACUACAGGACUCUCCCUUUAGAUCCAACUAAGAACUUCAUAAGGGAGCUGGACACUCUUCUUAAUGAUGCCUUAACCAAACAGGUCAUUAAUCUGGAUGAAUUCCGCUUCUUAUUACCACACAAAAAUCCCACUAUUGCAACAUUCUACUGUUUGCCAAAGAUACAUAAGCGUACGUGGCCUCCCCCGGGUAGACCUAUUGUAUCUGGGAACAAUUGUCUCACACAACCCCUUAGCAAGUUUAUUGAAAAGAUUCUUCAUCCUAUGGUGUUGACCUUGCCAUCCUACCUGCAGGAUACAAAAUCCACCCUUUUGACAUUACAGGAUAUGACAGCCCCUCCCUAUACCCAGCUG
Messenger RNA from Pelobates cultripes (western spadefoot toad), 720 nucleotides. The record is from the annotation of a GenBank genome assembly. Lineage: Eukaryota; Metazoa; Chordata; Amphibia; Anura; Pelobatidae.